This is a messenger RNA of Entamoeba dispar SAW760, 1494 nucleotides long. RefSeq lists its product as uncharacterized. Gene Ontology annotation, biological process: cell division. The record is from RefSeq and is a predicted model, not a curated record. The coding region runs from base 1 to 1494 and encodes 497 amino acids. NCBI's taxonomy places the organism in Eukaryota, Evosea, Mastigamoebida, Endamoebidae. Gene Ontology annotation, molecular function: protein binding. The transcript has 2 exons.
AUGUCAUCUAUUCCAAUCCAUCAAACAUUUUACUCUCUUGGAAAACAAUACAUGGUGCUCAACAAUUAUUUAUCAGCUCGAAUUUAUUUUUUAUUAGCAGCAAGUUAUACAAAUUAUAAGAACAUUGAGAUAAUAACAAGUUUAUGUGAUUCGAUGUUAAAACUUAAUCAGAAAAGUCAAUCCCAAUUAUUAAUUCUUAAAUUAUUUGGUGUUUCUCAUUUAAAAUAUUUAAACACACCUUUUCCUUCAUUAACAUCAUAUCAAUUAUUUAUUAUUACUAAAUGUUUUGAAGAUGAUUUAGACUCAUUAGAAAUUAUUUCUCAAAUGACAAGUACUCCAAGUCCAUUAAAUUUAUUACAACCUACUGAAAUUAUGCAAACUGCAAACAUUUCAUUUAGAGUUAUUUAUUGUCAGAAUAAUACAUCACUAAUAACAAAUUAUUUAAAUAAUGCAAUUGAAGAUUCAUUAAAUAUUGGAUUAAUACAUAUUUUUUUUAAACAAAAAUUAGAAAUUUCAUUAGUCCCUCAAUCAUUAAAGAAAAUGAUCAACAGUUGUUCUCUUCCAGAAAUACGUGAGUUAUAUGAAUUAUUAUUUUCAUUAUUAACUCGUAAUGAUGUUGAUUUCAUUCAAAGGAUUUUAUUAAUGAAACAAACUAAUGCAUUACUUGAAAAUUCUCAAUUAGUUCAAUUAAUGGAAACAUUGUUUUCUUUUAAUAAAAGAAAAUAUGAAGAUGCUUUAGGACAUUUAGAAAAUUGUUGGUGUUUUAAUACUGAAGUCAUACAUGCGUCAAUUGAUUUUCAUCUUAAUAACACAAUCAAUUAUAAUUUUGAAAGUCUUAAUGAAGAUAAUGAAUUAACAAAAUAUAAAAUGGGACUUAGAAUGAUUCAAUUAAAAAAAUUAGAUAAAGCCAUUGAAAUAUUAAAAGAUAGCAAAGAGGUUGAAAGUAUUAUUGCGUGUGGCUAUGUUUACAGUUUACAAAAAGAAUAUCAAAACUCUAUUAAAUAUUUAAAUCAAGCAUCAGCGUUUGUUCCAUUUUGUUUCGAAUUGAAAUUAGUUAUUAUUCAACAAUUAAUUUGUUGUAAUAAUCUUUCUAUAGCUGAAGAAGAAUUAAAUAAAUUUAUCGGUAUUGUUUCAACUUGGGAACUGUUUUGCACAAUUGGUCAAUUAAGAUUUACCCAACACCGUUAUGAAGAUGCUUUAAAAGCCUACAACACAUCUUUAGAAAAACUUGGUAAUGAUCCUUCUAAUUAUUUAACUAAAAUUAUCUAUGGAAAUAUUGCACAGUGUUGGAGAAAGAUGAAUAAUUUUGAUGCUGCUAUUGAAGCAUUUAAUAAAAGUCUUGGGUUUAAUGAUUUUGUUGCACUAUCUGGAAUAGGGUGGUGUUUCUACAUGAGUAAAAAUUAUGUUGAAUCACUAAAGUAUUUCCAAAGAGCAUUAAGUUUUAAAGAAGACCCUUUAUGUAGGAAAUUUAUUGAAAUGAUCUCAAAUCAGUGA